This is a messenger RNA of Darwinula stevensoni, 1804 nucleotides long. NCBI's taxonomy places the organism in Eukaryota, Metazoa, Arthropoda, Ostracoda, Podocopida, Darwinulidae. The record is from the annotation of a GenBank genome assembly.
CUGUCUGCCAUAGGGAGGAGGUCUGGUCCUGAUUGGUCGAGCACAGAAUAAGGAACCACAUGAUUGGCUUUCCUGUCAACGCUACCGGCCGCAGUCUGGCAAGAUGGCCGCACCGCAGCAUCACAAGAAGCGCGUCUGCUACUAUUAUGAUAAGGCCUCACAAGGCAACAGCUGAAGAAAUCACAAAAUUUCAUAGCGAUGACUACAUUCGGUUUUUGCGAAGCAUCAAGCCUGACAACAUCUCUGAAUACAACAAGCAGAUGCAGAGAUUCAAUGUUGGCGAGGACUGCCCAGUGUUUGAUGGUUUGUAUGAGUUUUGCCAACUGUCUGCGGGUGGGUCUGUUGCUGGAGCUGUGAAGCUGAACAAGCAAGCCACUGAAAUUGCCAUCAACUGGGCAGGAGGCCUGCAUCAUGCCAAGAAGUCUGAGGCUUCAGGCUUCUGUUAUGUGAAUGAUAUUGUCCUGGCCAUCUUGGAGCUCUUGAAGUAUCAUCAACGAGUACUUUACAUAGAUAUUGACAUUCAUCAUGGAGAUGGAGUAGAAGAAGCUUUCUAUACUACUGACAGGGUCAUGACAGUCUCUUUCCACAAAUAUGGAGAAUAUUUCCCUGGAACUGGAGAUCUCCGGGAUAUAGGAGCUGGGAAAGGGAAAUACUAUGCAGUAAAUUUCCCUCUCAGAGAUGGCAUAGAUGAUGAGAGCUAUGAAUCCAUCUUCACUCCAAUCAUGACCAAAGUCAUGGAGACAUAUCAACCAUGUGCGAUUGUUCUUCAGUGUGGUGCAGACUCCCUGAGUGGUGAUCGUCUUGGCUGCUUCAACCUCACACUUAAGGGUCAUUCAAAAUGUGUGGAUUUCAUCAAGAGAUACAACUUGCCCUUGCUGUUGGUGGGAGGUGGAGGAUACACAAUCCGUAAUGUAGCUCGAUGCUGGUGUUAUGAGACAGCUGUGGCACUUGGAGCGGAGGCUUCAGUUGCUAAUGAGCUUCCCUACAAUGAUUACUUUGAGUAUUUUGGACCUGAUUUCAAACUCCACAUCACGCCUUCCAACAUGACCAAUCAGAACAACACCGAGUACCUGGACAAAGUCAAAACAAGAUUGUUUGAGAACCUUCGAAUGCUGCCUCAUGUCCCUGGAGUUCAGAUGCAAAACAUCCCAGAAGAUGCCAUGAGCAUGGAUGAUGUAGAUGAAGAGCCAAAAAAAAAUCCAGAGGAGAGAAUCUCAAUUCGAGCAUCUGACAAACGAGUAGCAGCAGACAAUGAGUUUAGUGACUCAGAAGAUGAAGGUGAAGGAGGACGUAGAGACCAGAGAUCUUACAAAGGCAGGAAAAAACUCAGAGUAGAUGAUGGAGACAGAGACAAGCCAUCUGAGGAUACAAAACCACUCCAAAGCCCCACCAAAGACUCCAAUGAUAUUGAUGUGGAGAUGAAACCUGUGGAUUCCAAGGAUAAUGGAGAUGCACCAGUCAAAGCAUGAGAUGUCCUCAAAUAUUCUCACUUUUCCUUUCAUCAUGCUCUUUGACUUUAAGGAUCUGUUGCCAUUCCUGGGACCUGAGAAGCAAUCGGCUGUGUAUUAUGUGUAGCUCAAUGUGUUGCCUCUUGAAUUCCAGUUCUAUGCUGAUGAUUGGAUUUCAUGUACUUGAAUUUCAGAGGAAUGCUCAUUUGAAAGCUCCAGCUGGAAGGAAUCCUUGAAUAUCUGUAAUUAUUUAUUAUCCUGUCAUGAACAAGUGGAAAUGAUUGAAGGAGGCAGUUCAUUAUAAUGAUGAAGAGCAAAUACCUUGGAAUGAAGCAACUUCCUUGAUUUUCCCCAUA